UACCUUCCACGACAUUUUCGUCGCUCGGUUCAGUUGGUUCAAUGUCAUUGUUUUCUGCAAUGCCAUUUUGGUUACAGUUGUUUUGAUCUUUCCCAGCCAUAUUACGCUAAACAACAACUAUUUAUAACUUCAAUCUUUAGCCAAUUAUUCGUUAUUCGAGGUACACAAGUAAACUGAUGACACUAUGACAGUUAUUUGACAUUAAAAACUGUCAGCAAUGUCAUGCAGUCACAUGAUGCUGCCAGUGCAGAGAAAGAAAUUACCAAUGGCUACGAAUACGAAUCGUCAGUCUAUGGAAGAUAACUAUUGGUGAUCCAAAUUGCAAAGAUUCUAACUGGCACUAUUAGUGUCAAAAUUGUGAAGCUGUCUAAGAACGACACUGAUGAUUUUCGUAUAUCAUUUAGUUUAGAUCACAUUUUCUUGUUUGUUGGAGCAUUUAAGGCCAAUUCAAUUUCGACGGCGACCUCUCGCAUCCGGUAUUGGUUCAGGUCAUGGCGCCGAGCAAGGGGGACUGGGAUGCCGUCAUCUCCUUCUGCGAAGCAGUCAUGCUAGCCAAAGAGGAGGCAUGGUGCGUGAGGGAACAAGCCUCCUCACGCCCCAGCCGUCGCGGGAGACACUCCGGGCAGCGGAGAUCACCUGACGAUCUCUGGCCACCAUCUAAAAUGACUUCAGGACCAUACAAUUAUUCUUACAUAUUUAAAUACAUCAUCAUUGGUGAUAUGGGAGUUGGCAAAUCAUGUCUAUUGCAUCAGUUUACAGAUAAGAAAUUUAUGGCUGACUGCCCACACACAAUUGGUGUUGAAUUUGGGACCCGAAUUAUUGAAGUAGCUGGCCAGAAAAUUAAACUGCAAAUAUGGGACACUGCUGGACAAGAAAGGUUUAGAGCUGUAACUCGGUCAUAUUAUAGAGGUGCUGCUGGAGCGCUAAUGGUGUACGACAUUACAAGAAGAUCCACUUAUAAUCAUCUUAGCAGCUGGCUUACAGACACUCGUAACUUGACAAACCCCAGCACUGUGAUAUUCUUGAUUGGCAACAAAUCAGAUUUAGAUGGUCAAAGAGAUGUCACAUAUGAGGAAGCAAAACAAUUUGCUGAUGAAAAUGGACUUAUGUUUGUUGAAGCUAGUGCUAAGACGCCUGGCGUCAACUAUCGGUUUGCUAUAGAUGCGGCUUCGGCGUCCUUAGGUGUGCUUACAACUGCAGGCAGCUCUCAGGUGUCCGAAUGCCCCGAAGCCGCCCAAGCUGCACCGAGCCUGUUCGCACCGAUAUUGGCAUCAGGCAUAAGGGCCGCACUGUAA
Molecule: messenger RNA, 1295 nt
Organism: Spodoptera littoralis (African cotton leafworm)
Lineage: Eukaryota; Metazoa; Arthropoda; Insecta; Lepidoptera; Noctuidae
Source: the annotation of a GenBank genome assembly